Messenger RNA from Monopterus albus (swamp eel), 2133 nucleotides. RefSeq names its product MCL1 apoptosis regulator, BCL2 family member b (gene mcl1b). Gene Ontology annotation, cellular component: mitochondrial outer membrane. The coding region runs from base 158 to 1018 and encodes 286 amino acids. Gene Ontology annotation, biological process: intrinsic apoptotic signaling pathway in response to DNA damage; mitochondrial fusion; extrinsic apoptotic signaling pathway in absence of ligand. Lineage: Eukaryota; Metazoa; Chordata; Actinopteri; Synbranchiformes; Synbranchidae. Gene Ontology annotation, molecular function: channel activity; BH domain binding. The transcript is spliced from 3 exons. The record is from RefSeq and is a predicted model, not a curated record.
AAACGUUCUGACUUCCGUUUUGGUGGAACAGGGCUGUCUAUAGGGUGUGUAAUCGUUAGGCUAACGGCUAGCUCUUUCUUUAUACAGGCUAGCAGCAAACAUCUGUACUUCUGCAAUUUUAAACCAUUUAGGCGAAACCUUCAAGGCAACAACGUAAAUGAACAUCAUUACCUCGAAGAAGUGGGCAGACGUUAACGUUACAACCGAAAUCAUGAGCCUUAUUCUUCCUCAAAAUGGAGUCGUGGAGGGAUCCAUGCACUGCGGCUCAAAUACCUCACCACAGUUUGCCGUAGGAUCUUCAAUAGACUCUUGUAAAGGCAAUGUUGGGCCCAAUAAUACUCUGAAACGGCCCAAGAUCCUGGAUGUCAGCUCAACAAAUGGGUAUGGAACAAAAACCCUUGUGGAUGUCAGCGACAUUGACAACGGCUCAUUGCCGUGUAGUCCUGUGCUACAGCCGGAUAAUGAAAUUGAAGUCUCCAGUUCCCCAGCAGAGUACGAAGUCCUGGAGAAUGACACGAGGCUACUAAUUUGCCACUUCCUUAGAGAUUAUACUGGACUAUCUACACAUCGGUGGACCCGCAGAAAAACUCUAUCGACGAUGAAAAGAGUUGUGGAGGGCGUUUUGGAAAAACACAGAUACGCAUACAAAGGCAUGAUCAACAAACUGUCACUGGACGAGAGAGGGGAUGAUAUGAGUUUUGUCGGCUCAGUGGCCCAGAGCAUCUUCGCUGAUGGGACCACCAACUGGGGGCGGAUUACCAGCCUUUUGGCCUUUGGUGCAGUGGUGUGUCAGUACCUGAAGGAGAAAGGCAGGGAGAACUGUGUGGAGUUGGUGGGACAGGAGAUCUCCACGUACCUGCUGUCUCACCAGCGGGACUGGCUGGUUAAGAACAACGCUUGGGACGGCUUUGAAGAAUUUUUUCGAGUAGCAGACCCAGAGUCUACAGUGAGGACCACACUUAUGGCCUUUGCUGGAUUUGCUGGUAUCGGGGCAACUCUGGCCCUGUUGAUCAGGUGACUUUGGACACUCAAGACUUUUUUUAAAAGAAUGCUGGCAUCUUCUUUUGACACUUCCAUCAGUCUUUUUUUGACAUAACAUGGAAGUGACACUUGGGUCACUGCUGAUAUGUUGAAAAUGUUGGCAGUUCCUUUGAGCACCUUCUAUGACUUGAGUGUUGGUUGAGGAAUAGGGGGCAAUUUAACUUGCCAGCCCCCAGAACCAUUAGGUUUUAUUUAAUUUACAAAGAAAUUUAUUUUUCUAAAUGUAAAAUAAAAUCUUUCUAUGCAAAUGAAUGGUUAUGGGAAGUUAAACAUAUUUUUGCUUUGCUUCUUGCUGAUUACUGUAUGUUUACGAGUGAGUUCCAGAGAGUAAUGUGUUUGUAAGCAAGCAGGAAGGGGGAAGCUGUGUUUUUUUUUUUUCCCCAUGAAGUCCUUUUUCAUGGAUCCUGUUCAUAACUUCUGGAUUCUCUGGACACACAAGCCAUAGGCAUUGGCUUCACAUGAGUAUAGUGAUACUUCCUCCCUAAGAAAAUGUUGGAUCUGCAUUAGGAGGCGUGGAGCAGCCACAUGCAUGACCUUUGGCUAUACAGCAACCUGGAAUGAAAAUAUGAACAAGGACUCUUAAUUUGGACUGAUAUCUGACCCAUAGCUGCAAGUAGCUGAUGGAGCAUGGAGGAAACAGACAAUGAAUAAUCUGUUCAGAUCCUGCUGUAAGUUAAAAUAAAGAAACAAUCGAAUUUGCAUGUUUUGACCUUUUGAUACUGUGUUUCUGUUAGGGCUCUUUUGCAGAGGACAAGUGACUGUGCACCCAUACUGGUUAUGUUGUGCUGAAAUGAACUGCCCAACUUAGAUUAACACCUAUGCAGUUGUCAGCAUUUGAUGUUUAUACACAUCAUAACCCAAGGCGGAGCAAUGACUGCCAUUUCCUAGAAAUUUGAUGAGGUUGUGGCAAGCGCUUCUAUCACAUUGAGCACUCAGCUGCAUCCGCAGAUAUCUCCAAAGAGCUGUUGCACAACAGAUGAAUGCAUGCACCAACUAGAUUGUGAAAGUGGGGUAAAAAACAGUUCACAGCAGCCUCAAAACUGCAUAAGGUGGUCCACAUCCUGGGUACAAAAGUCCUAACUACCUAGAAAC